AUGUCCUCCGCCCUGCACAACACCCAUCCGCCCACUGGCAAUGGUGUAACCAAGCGCAAGUCAGGCUCUGCCGCCUGCAUCCACUGCCAUCGGCGCAAAGUCCGAUGUGAUGCCCGCGUCGUCGGUCUCCCCUGCUCCAAUUGUCGCUCCGCCGACAAAGCCGACUGUCGCAUCCAUGAGAAGAAGAAGCGUCUGGCCGUGCGAUCUAUCCUCGAUCCCGUGCCCAUUCGCUGUCGUCCGACCCCGGCGGCGGAAGAGGUGCCCCAGUCGUUGACCCCGCCGUCUGCUGCGCCGUCGGCGUUCACCACUACCUUCCGUGGGGUCCAGCCUGAAGGAACGACGGCGCAUCCAUCGCGCCCACGGAUCGGCAGCGAUGCCGCCGCGACCGGGCCUUCAGAUGUGGUCCACCCCGAACCCGAACCCGAAGGCGUGGCUGAUCCCGACUCGCACACCGACCUCGAGAAGCGGCUAGUCAAGCUCAUCGACGAGGAAGACUCGGGCCGUCGCGAGAUCCAGCGCGGCGUCCGCGCAAUCUACGUCGGCCACGAGCUGUCCAACAUGUCGUUUUUGAUCCGCCAGCAGCGCGACAAGGACGACGACGUCUACCACUUCGCUGGCAACGAGAUCCCGCGGCGGCAGAUCCGCACCGGCCAUGAUCAGCUCAUGGUCGACGCGCUCACGCUGCCGGAGCCCGCGCUGGCGGACGAGCUGGUCGAGGCGUACUUCGCCCGCGUCAACACGGGCUACCCCAUCAUCGAAGAGGAUCUCUUCAUGGCGCAGUACCGCAAUCGAGAUCCGAGCGACCCCCCGCCCAUCCUGCUGGUUCAGGCGAUCUUGCUAGUUGGCGCGCACGUCGCACGGCCCAAGGCUGAGCGCGACGCCCUCAAGGAGAUCUUCUUCCGUCGCGCCAAGUGGCUCUUCGACAGUCGUAUCGAGCGCAACCGCGAUAUCAUGGUGCAGGCCGCGCUGCUCAUGACCUGGCACUCCGACAGCGCCGACGACGACGUCGCCGCCAAUGCCCACUACUGGGUUGGCGUGGCGGCCCGCAUCGCCACGGGCUUGGGGAUGCACCGUAACCCGGUGUCUAGUCGCUUCGUGUCCCGGGACCGCCAUAUGUGGCGACGGAUGUGGUACAUUCUAGUCCAGUUUGACGUGAUGGUCUCUCUAUCCUACGGUCGACCGCAGGCGAUCAACCUCGAAGACUCAGACGUCUCCCCCCUAACACUAGCCGACUUUGAAGGGUGCGGCCCGCGGGUGCAGGCCGAAUUCGCCAUCAACUUCUCAGAACUCUGCACCAUGAUCUCGUACAUCGUCCGCGAGCGGUUCGGCCUGCGGGUCAGCGCCGAGCGCCGCACAGCUGUAUUGCAAGAAGCAGACGAAGCACUCGCCAACUGGUCUUUGAAACUGCCUGAUACGCUACGCCUCCGGGCGUCUGACAUGGACCCCUGGUCGGCCAUGCUCCAUUUGACAUAUAAUAACUUCCUGAUCCUCCUGCAUAGGCCGCAUCCGCGUGCGUCCGUCUACUCUGAUGAUUACGGGCCGCACGACGCGGAGAUCUGCAGCGCUGCGGCGGGAGUCAUCGCCUCUAUCUUCGAGGAGCUGCGGCUCAAUGACAGGCUGAAGUACCUCUGGUACGCUGGUGUGCAUACGUUGUUUACAGCAAUGAUCCAAGUGCGUGUCGAGCUGCGCUUCUCAAACCCGGUGUUGGCCAUCAACGCCCUCCGCCGAUUUGACUCGGCGUCGUACUCGCUGCGAGAGCUCGCCGGGUACUGGUCUCACGCUGGGACUAUUCUUCGUCUCUUUAAGGACUCGCGCCGGCUGCGUGAAGACCUCCAUUUGGCGCCUAGUGACCGACCCCGUCGGUUCAGCAGUACCAAUGAGCCUCCCCCAGGCAAAGCUAUCACCACCACCAUAAACAACCACCCCACUACCAUCCCCCUCCAACCCGCCCCUCCCCCGCAACAAUCAACGACAACGACAACGACAACAACAGCACCCUACGAAGUCCCCACCCCCGAAUCCCCCAAACUAUCAACAGCCCCAGCCCCACCCCAACCCUUCGACACCUGGAUCCCAUCCCACAAUCUCUCCUCCGUGGACGCGAUAGACCACCCGCGUGAAUCGCUCGACUGGCGGCAGCUGUUCUCGUUCGGCGAUGUAGAUCAGCCGGUCCUGCCGCUCGCUAUGGAGGGUCUGCCUGAGUUGGAGGACGAGUGGAGACAGCUUUAUUGGCAGGAUACGCCUAUGUCUGAUUUGUUGAUGGAUGGGAGUUGGAUGGGGUGAUACUUCUUAUUACGUUUGACGCUAUCUAAUUAUCUGACUGAGGAGACUGUUAUUAAUGAUACUCUAUUUUAUCGUCGCUGGCGUGUUGAGACGAUGGUGUUGUUAAUGAGUGUCGAUCUCGCUGUGGAUUG
This is a messenger RNA of Aspergillus campestris IBT 28561, 2414 nucleotides long. RefSeq names its product acetamidase regulatory protein. The coding region runs from base 1 to 2283 and encodes 760 amino acids. Lineage: Eukaryota; Fungi; Ascomycota; Eurotiomycetes; Eurotiales; Aspergillaceae. The record is from RefSeq and is a predicted model, not a curated record. Gene Ontology annotation, molecular function: DNA binding; zinc ion binding; DNA-binding transcription factor activity, RNA polymerase II-specific. The transcript is spliced from 3 exons. Gene Ontology annotation, biological process: regulation of DNA-templated transcription; DNA-templated transcription.